UCAGAAGCGUGGUGGCGUGGUUUUCGUGGUCGCAAGAAAAUUGUGUGAUUUAUUGAAAAUUUCUGUGUAAAACGAAUCAAAAGUACUAUCAAAAAUGUCCGAAAGAGAAAAUAACGUGUACAAAGCAAAAUUGGCUGAGCAAGCUGAGCGCUACGACGAAAUGGUUGAUGCCAUGAAGAAAGUAGCCUCGCUCGAUGUCGAGCUCACCGUUGAGGAGCGAAACUUGUUGUCUGUCGCGUACAAAAAUGUCAUCGGUGCGCGCCGUGCCUCUUGGCGAAUCAUUUCGUCCAUUGAGCAAAAGGAGGAGAACAAGGGAGUCGAGGAGAAACUUGAAAUGAUCAAGAACUACCGUGCUCAAGUGGAAAAGGAAUUGCGUGACAUCUGCUCAGACAUUUUGGAAGUUUUGGAUAAACAUCUUAUCCCAUGCGCCUCCACUGGCGAAAGCAAGGUAUUCUACUACAAAAUGAAGGGUGAUUAUCAUCGUUAUUUGGCUGAAUUCGCAACUGGCAACGAUCGCAAAGAAGCCGCCGAAGCAUCAUUGGUCGCCUACAAGGCAGCCAGCGACAUCGCUAUGACUGAUUUACCUCCAACACACCCAAUCCGAUUGGGAUUAGCACUAAACUUUUCGGUCUUCUACUACGAAAUUUUGAACUCUCCUGACCGUGCCUGCCGUUUAGCAAAGGCUGCGUUCGAUGAUGCUAUCGCCGAAUUGGACACUCUGAGUGAGGAGAGUUACAAAGACUCGACACUUAUUAUGCAACUACUGAGAGAUAAUCUUACAUUAUGGACGUCUGACAUGCAGGGAGACGGCGAAGGUGAACAGAAAGAACAAGUCCAAGAUGUUGAAGACCAAGAUGUGUCGUAAAUGUGAAGUAUCCUUGUCCGAGCGUGUGAAUUUAUUUUAUUGAAAAAUAAUAUUAAGCAUUAUUACUAUAAGAUAUCUAUAAAUAAUAAGAUUUCAACAUCAAUAACAACUACAGCAUAUAAAUAUAAAGCAACAGCUGCAACAGCAUAAAAAAAUCAAUUAGAUGCAUGGAAAAAUACUGAGAACAAAUCCUUUUUCUUUUUUACAAACAAACAAAAAAAAACAUAAGAAAAAAAAUUAUUAUGAAACAACAUAGAAAAUUAAGCUUAAACUAAAAAAAAAAAUUCAUACACACACA
Molecule: messenger RNA, 1163 nt
Organism: Culicoides brevitarsis
Lineage: Eukaryota; Metazoa; Arthropoda; Insecta; Diptera; Ceratopogonidae
Gene: 14-3-3epsilon
Product: 14-3-3 protein epsilon
Exons: 4
Coding region: 95-865 (256 amino acids)
Biological process (GO): signal transduction; regulation of mitotic cell cycle; intracellular protein localization
Cellular component (GO): cytoplasm
Molecular function (GO): phosphoserine residue binding
Source: RefSeq, a predicted model, not a curated record